UUGUUGCUCAUGAAACUAUACAUGUCAGGAAAGACAUGUUACUUAUGCAGACGGGUAGAGAUCCAGCGAACCGGUUGGGAAGUAUGAAGGGAGUUGCCUCAGGACGAGAGCCGUCAAUAUUUCGAACAGAGGCUGUUCUUCUUGUUGCUCCUUAACUCAACUUCGUGUUACUUAUGUGUACAGUUGCAACCUGUCAAUUGUAAUGUUUUUAGAGUGCUUACAAAUGUGCCUUGUGGGUUUUAAAGUACUUCUAGAGCAUCACAUUAAGUACUGCAAGCGUUGGCAGUUGCAGAAAUGUUGUCUACCGUUGUCUUUGGCAGUUACAGAAAUCCAGGUGUAUGUGGUGCCUUACGCUGCCCAGGAUGUGCCUGUGGUAACUUUUACCUCACCCUUGUUCUAAGGGACACAGUGGGAACUUCUAAAAACCUCUAUGAACUGUAGUCAGUGAUUUUGCAGCGCUAAGGAAGAAAACAAAUUUUUAGAGCAAAAUUUAUUGUCGGCACCAAAAAAUCCUGCAGAUCCAGUGUAACACAGUAGCACGAAGUGUGUCCGAUACUCUUGCCAUUGUAAUUCAACUAAAAAUUAACUAUGGGAUUCGCAACAGUAGGUGGCAGAGGUCACCGUCUUGUUUACUAUUAGGGCUCCGAUUUCGCAGUGUUUUCAGUUGGCAUAUAGUUCGGGGUGUGUAGUUGAAUGUUAAAAUUUAUGGGAAAAUCGGAGUGCUUUGGAGUUUUCAUUCUUUGAAACCUCCGAAGACACAAUGAAAACUCUGGUAGAGACCACCCCAAGUUUUGCCCAAUGAGAACACCGGAAACCCGGUUCCCUGUUUAUUAUUUACAAUUGUUAUUGAGCCUUAUUUCAUUUCCGUCAUGUUCUCCUUUGAAGCUACUUUGAAGCUACGGUUGAGCUGAGGAUGAGUACUUUUUUAAAAUCAAAACGUUAACUCUUCACCUAAAAAAAAAAAAAAUGUUAUUCCAGUGUUGAGGGCCAACCAAUAUUCCCACACGACCUGUAUCCCACAUUGCAUGUUAGGUAACUGAGCUCACCUCACAGUGGCAUGCACUGACAAGUAAAAACAGGAUGCCUUGCGUCAGCUAGAAGCAACAUCUAAUACAGAAAAAGCGUCGUCUGCCAACUUGAAUCCCCUCAUGAUCCCCACGUGUUGCCUUGAUGCUGCCGAGCGAUGCCGUGCCGAUGCUCCCUGUUGUGCUGCCGGGCGGUCCAGAACCGCGCCGACAACGUCACCUUCCACCGCUUACCGGGGGAGGCAAAACGGAGGCAGCGGAGGGACUGGAUUCGAAUCAUUCGUUCUGUCAACGGUGAAGACUGGGAGCCGGCCGUGGGUACUCGUAUUUGCGGACGCCACUUUGUAACCGGCAAGCCAUCCAAAAGGCCAUUUGAGGCAGAUUUUGUCCCCAGCAAGAAUCUUUUCAAGACAGAACUUGCCCUGGAGGCUCUUGGGCGGGGACUGCAGCCUGAAGCGAUUGUGGUGAGCACACUUAUCUCCAUCAAUGACAAGCCUGUGGACAGCACCCUUCCUGCUUUACAAAGUAACCAUGCAAAAGCUGAGGAGCUUCUUACACCUGACCUUGCAGAACAAAGCACGAGAAGAAGUGCAACCAGCAUCUGCAUCAAGAAGGAGCCCACCGAUUCUUGUGGCUUGCCAGGAAAUGAUGACAACACUGAGGAGCUUAUAACAGGGGACCUCCCAGAUCCAGCCAUGGCUCUCAGUACAUGUCUAUUCCACAUAAAGAAAGAACCUAUAGACAUCGACUACCGUGGUGCAGAAGAAAAUUGCUCAGAUCCAACCACGCAUGGUGCAAGUACAUGUUACAGUUACAUCAAGAAAGAACCUGCCCAUGCUGACUCUCCUGAUUUGGUAGCAAAUUCUUCAGACACUCGGGGAAUCACAAGUGAACACAUGUCAGAAACAACGUUGUGCAAUGUGCUUCGCAUAAAACAAGAACCUUGCGAUACCUACGACUCUUCAUCUUCGAGUGACAGUCCAUCCCUAGCGGCACAAUCAAAGCCUGGUGCCGGCAUUGGCUGUGAGCGCACCAAAGUGACGCCAAAGCCUUUGGAUCACACUGCCCUGCAGGAGCAGCAAAGCGUCCACCAGAACCAUGGCCGAUUACCCGACACAUCACCCGAACUAGCAACACCUGUGUCGCUGAAGUGCAGCAUCUGUUCAACCGCAUUCCUUUUAACUCCCAGUUUGAAAACGCUCUUGAAUACGAGGGCGAGAGUGCUCAUGUGCAGCAGCUGCUUCGCGUCGUUUGUCAAGCAGCGUUGCCCAGCGGGACAAGCCACAGAGCCUUGCUCGGACGACCUCCAUUCCGCGCCGCCUUGUGCUCCUACCAAGCUGAAGAUCCUCCUGGAAACGGGACAGACGCCACACAAGUGUGCACGUUGUCCCGCUAGAUUCGUGAGCAGGUGUGACCUGAUUCAUCACAUGCGUACGCACACUAUUGGGAACCUGUUCAGGUGUGAAUUCUGCCCCGCAUUGUACGGCACAAGUGCCCAGCUGGAGCGUCACCUGUCCAAACACAUGACAGACUAGCCCUUCAUAUGUGACUCAGUGGUCAUCGAGCAACGCUGUAACAUAUUUUGUAUGUGAUCAUGGACCAUGAAUUUAAUGUGUGAACGCAGGAAUGCUGCAGGUGUACACUUAAAGUGUCGUGUUCUCGCGUGUGAAUGUGGUGAAUGAUCAUGCUCUUUAUUUUUAUCAAAAAAUACUGUUGACCACGA
Messenger RNA from Ornithodoros turicata, 2748 nucleotides. Its product is annotated as zinc finger protein 35-like. NCBI's taxonomy places the organism in Eukaryota, Metazoa, Arthropoda, Arachnida, Ixodida, Argasidae. The transcript is spliced from 8 exons. Gene Ontology annotation, molecular function: RNA polymerase II cis-regulatory region sequence-specific DNA binding; DNA-binding transcription factor activity, RNA polymerase II-specific. The record is from RefSeq and is a predicted model, not a curated record. The coding region runs from base 1184 to 2560 and encodes 458 amino acids.